AAUUUUUACACCUGUGUUUCUUAGAAAUGUAACUAGUUGUUCAGUGUUUUGCUUUAUAAAAGUGGUCAAAUGUAGGAUUCUAGAUGGAGUCAGACUUGAAAGAAAAUUCCCCUGCGCCAGAAUCUACAGAAUCUAUUCUGAGAAAGAUGGCUAAAUAUGAUGAUGAAAGGCCUCCAGAGAAACCGAGAUACACAGGCAUUACUGCCUCGCGACCAGUUAUGAUAUUCUUAGCAGCUACAGUAUUAACUACUUCCGUAUUAGUCGCUCUUCCGCCUCAAGUUGUAAACAUUAUCUUACGUCGUCAGAAUACUUCAGAAAGUAUCUCGAAAGAUUGGGAAUCAUCCCCGCCCACAUAUGCAAUUUUCGGCAAGAGUCGUACAGACGAGCACUUGGUACAUGUAGUGAAUAUUCUUCAUAAGUUCGGAUACGAAAGAGUUCAAGUAAACGAAAGCUGGAAUCUCUUGUGGGCCCAUGACUAUCCAUUUCUUUCCCUUCCUAACUUAAAGACCCUUGGCCAGCAUCAGAUUGUGAAUCAUUUUCCGGGCUGUGGGUACUUAACAAACAAGGUCGAUCUGUGUACAACUUCAUUGCCAUUUCUUCCUCGUGCAUUUAGACUUCCAGGACAAAGAGACGACUUUUUGUCAUACGCCCAUGCUCACCCGGAUGUACUUUUUGUGGAGAAACACAAUGAGCACAGACAUAUCAAAAUUCGUAUACCAAGUGAUAUCGAUAUCCUGUCAAAUGAUUCAUUCGUUCAGGAGUUCAUACAAAAACCAUUCUUGGUGGACGGACACAAAUUUGACAUCGGCGUUUACGUGGUGAUAACUGAAAUUAACCCGCUUCGUGCUUACAUCUACACUGGCGACGUUCUAUUUCGAUACUGUCCUGUCAAGUAUUAUCCGUUCGACAGCGAAAACGUAGACAAGUACAUAGUUGGCGACGAUUAUUUACCCACUUGGGAAGUUCCUUCAUUACGAAAGUAUUCCAAUCAGUUUGGGGGUAGCAUGCGUAAUGUUUUUGAAGCAUAUGUACGUGAUCAGUCCAUGGACCCUUCCAAAAUAUGGCCUCAAGUAGAACACAUCAUCCGCACAACAAUUUUGGCAAAGGAAAAAGAUAUUGUCAAUAUACUUCACUCGUACAAACAGCAUAAUUUCUUCGACUUAAUGAGAUUCGAUCUUUUUAUCGACGAGAAUCUAAAGGUGUAUCUAAUGGAGGCCAAUAUGUCUCCAAAUCUUUCUUCGGCUCAUUUCAAGCCGAAUUCGCUUUUGUAUGAGCAAGUGCUAUAUAGUGUAUUUAACUUAGUAGGAAUUCGCCAACUACGUGGAACAGGUGCCCCCAUUUUUGCUGAAAGCAGCGAGGUUCUAGCAUCUGAUAAAAAUUUGGCAACUGAUUUAACCUCAUGCGCUUAUCACUCAUGUGAUAAGAACUGCAACAAGGAAGAGUGUAGUCUCUGCAUUCCUUGCCUCAGUGGAUCAGAAUACAAAACUUUGCACCAUGCGUACGAGGAGCAUUUGCAUAGGGUUGAUAUGAAGCGGAUUUUCCCCAAGCCAAUCCUUAAUUUGAAGACUUUCGAUAUAGUUGAGGAAACAUCUAAUAUGUCGAAGAAAAACGCAUGGAUGACCCGUUGGUUCUUUAAUAAAUGUCAAUAUGAACGAGCAUGGUGUUUCUAAAUUUAAAAUAAAUACUGAUUUAAAGCCAAGAAAUAAU
Drosophila guanche is the source of this 1707-nucleotide messenger RNA. RefSeq names its product probable tubulin polyglutamylase ttll-15 (gene TTLL15). The transcript is spliced from 4 exons. NCBI's taxonomy places the organism in Eukaryota, Metazoa, Arthropoda, Insecta, Diptera, Drosophilidae. The coding region runs from base 84 to 1670 and encodes 528 amino acids. Gene Ontology annotation, biological process: protein modification process. The record is from RefSeq and is a predicted model, not a curated record.